GUGGGGGACAUAAAAAAGAUUGAUCUCAUCACGCCAGUAUCGAUCGGAAACUCAUACCACCCUGUUAACGAUAAUAGGAAUAUUUGGAUGGAUCCGCCCACUUCUAGUUGUGUGACAUAAAUGUAUUAGCGUGCUUGUGUAACUUGAAAUAGAGGUUUCACCUAAAUGACUUGUGAAUGUAAACAAUGGGGCAUUAAGAGUACAAAGUGUUCGACAGCCAUUCGUGCUAAUGUUCAAGCUAGCUGUGCUAACAUGGAAGUUGUCGUUCUAUCCUGGGGCGGCGAACAGGAAACAAGUUUUCUUGGCAUAGAAACAAUCAUUCAGGCAAACCGACAAGUUCCUCGACAAGACGCUACACUUGCUUGAGGCGUAAACAAAUAGCGUACCCCCACUCACAGGACACUACUCGGCUCGGCUCGGGGUGCUGCCGGGUUCCAGCGCCAGCACUGGGCUAACUUAUGUUGACGUGUGGAUGCCGGAGGAGGAGGAAGCGGCAGAGGAGGAGGCUGGGCCAGCCAGCGGAAUGCUACGUGUCUUGCAAGCCCAUUUAAAGCCGCCCUUUUCAUUAUCGGUGACCGGAGCCAAGAAUUUGUUCGGUUAACAACACGACGACCGACCCCAGCACCACCAUCCGAGCCCCCCGGGAGCAAAGCGGAGCCAGCCCGGUGUUCUGCAGCCCAUCAGCGGCGUCGCCUUCGUCAGAAAUGUCCGGAGUGAAGAAGCCUCGUACGGACCUGAACAGAGCUACCAAUGUGGUCUACCAGGCCCACCAUGUCAGUCGGAGCAAGCGAGGGCAGGUUGUGGGCACCCGGGGAGGAUUCAGAGGGUGUACUAUCUGGCUGACAGGUUUGUCUGGGGCGGGAAAAACCACCAUCAGUUUUGCUCUGGAGGAGUUCCUGGUGUCACAUGCCAUCCCUUGCUACUCCCUGGACGGGGACAACAUUCGUCACGGCCUGAACAAGAAUUUGGGCUUUUCCGCCGAAGACCGUGAGGAGAACAUCAGGCGCAUAGCUGAGGUGGCCCGGCUGUUUGCGGACGCGGGGCUUGUUUGCAUCACCAGUUUCAUCUCCCCCUUCGCCAAGGAUCGUAACGAGGCCAGGAAAAUACACGCAAGUGCGGGACUCCCCUUUUUUGAGAUCUUCAUCCACGCCCCCCUGGAGGUGUGUGAGAGCAGGGACGUGAAAGGACUCUACAAGAAGGCUCGCGCCGGGGAGAUUAAAGGCUUCACGGGGAUCGACUCAGAGUACGAGCGCCCCGAGGCACCAGAGUUGGUACUGAAAACAGGGAAGCUGUCGGUGACCGAGUGUGUCCAACAAGUGCUGGAGAUGCUCCGUGAGCAGAACAUCGUGCCCAGUGAGAUCAUGGAGGAGGUGAAUGAGCUCUUUGUUCCGGAGAACAGGCUGAAUCUGGCAGUGGCGGAUGCAAGCACGCUGCCCACCAUCAGCAUCACCAAGCUGGACUUGCAGUGGGUGCAGGUUUUGGCCGAGGGCUGGGCGAGUCCUCUGAAGGGCUUCAUGAGAGAGCGAGAGUUCCUCCAGGUCUUGCACUUUGGCAACCUCUUGGAUGGUGGCGCCAUCAACAUGUCCGUUCCCAUCGUCCUGCCCAUCGGCAUGGAGACCAAGCGAGAACUGGAUGGCUGUGCGGCGCUAACUCUGGAGUACCAGGGCACCCGUGUGGCAAUCCUGCGGAACCCUGAGUUCUUUGAGCACCGCAGGGAAGAACGCUGUGCCAGACAGUGGGGAACCACCUGCCCACAACACCCGUACAUCAAGAUGGUCAUGGAGGGCGGGGACUGGUUGGUGGGCGGUGACCUGGAGGCCCUAGAGCCCAUCCGAUGGAACGACGGACUGGACCAGUACCGCCUUACACCGCGGGAGCUCAAGCAGAAGUUCAAAGACAUGAAAGCAGAUGCAGUAUUUGCCUUCCAGCUGCGUAACCCGGUGCACAAUGGCCACGCGUUGCUGAUGCAGGACACCAAGCGGCGUCUGCUGGAGCGAGGCUACAAGAACCCCGUCCUCCUGCUGCACCCGCUCGGCGGCUGGACCAAAGACGACGACGUACCUCUGGAAUGGCGCAUGAAGCAGCAUGCGGCCGUGCUGGACGAGGGCGUCCUGGACCCGGCCAGCACGGUUGUGGCCAUUUUCCCCUCGCCGAUGAUGUACGCCGGACCCACGGAGGUGCAGUGGCACUGCAGGGCCCGGAUGAUCGCUGGAGCCAACUUCUAUAUUGUGGGCCGGGACCCCGCGGGCAUGCCGCAUCCUCAGACCAAGAAGGACCUUUAUGAGCCUACGCACGGGGGCAAGGUCCUCACCAUGGCGCCAGGCCUCACCUCUGUGGAGAUCAUCCCCUUCAGGGUGGCCGCCUACAAGAAGUCCAAGAAGGCCAUGGACUUCUACCAGCCGGAGUGUCAUGCUGACUUUGAGUUCAUCUCCGGAACCAAGAUGAGGAACUUGGCUCGCAGUGGAGAGAACCCGCCAGAAGGUUUCAUGGCCCCCAAGGCCUGGAAGGUGCUGGUGGAGUACUACACCUCCCUGCAAAAGGACAAGUAAACAAUAAGGUGCUGGGAUGGUGCAUUCCUUUCUAAAAUACCCCCCCACACACUUUCUUCCACUUCAAGCACACGUCACACAUCAAGCCUCAACCAAAAUGAUUCCAUCUAGCAUAUUUUUGUAUUUGUAUACGUCCCCAGGAAGAAUAAUGAAUGCCAAGGAUACAUGAACACCAUCUCGCCAUGUCCGCCCCAUCCACAUUUGUUGGCUUCCCAUCCGAUACGUUUUUUUCUAUAGUGUUGCAAUCCGUGUUUUUGAUUUUUUGAAAUAAUAAUCUUUUGUUCCAAACAUGAAUGACGUAUGGUUAUGAACAUAUUGCAGCUCUUCAAAACAUUCCAAAUAAUGCAAACCAACUAUUGGCCUUUUUAUUCCACAGCAUGACCAACAAUAUUGGUUGUGAGUCAGCUCCCUAAUCCAAUAAAAGGUCCAAUAAAAGAUCACACUGGAGCAAAAGGGUUUGUAGGGUAGGACUAAUCAUGUGACAUGGUUAUACAUCCAUUUGUACUAUGAUUUACAAUAUAGGACUUUUAUUUUAACUAACUCUCCAACGCAAUAGUCAUUUAUUGACGGUCCCUAAUACAAACAACCUGCAGUUAGAGCGGCAGUGGCGGAGCCAUAAAUGUUUGAUUGGGGUGGCCAGGUGAGACCAUUACUGUCCACUGCGGAGCUACGCCACUGUAUAGCAGCACUUACCUUGUGAGCUCCCCGCACCAUGACACAGCAGUUCGGGCACAGUGGGGGCGAACUACCGCUGUAGCUAUGGAGCCCGAUAUCCGAUGUCCAACGUAAAACUAGCUUCACCACAGUACACGCAGACAUGUCUGCAUGGUGGUGUGUCCUUUUCUUCUUCUUGCGGGGGGCGGGGGUCGAGUGGCAACCGGCUUUGAGGCGCAUUAUUGGGGUCCACAGUUACCAACGCGAUACGGCAACCAGAUUGGCCCGAUCUUGUGGCAGAAGCCGAUAUUAUCCGAUCUUCAAAAUACAGCAGAUCGGCAGCCUGUCCCGAUCCUGAAGAUGGGAUGGGGGCGUCACCAAUGCCAUCACUGCCUAAACCACCUAAUGUCUUGAAUGCAGCGUACAUACUGUACAUCAGCCGUGUACAAACUCCAACCCCCCCCCAGCGUAUUUGGAACGCUCCAAGAUUGAACAUGGCCUCUGAUGAGAAUAACUCCAUGAGAUGUUUAAAUCCACCCAUGGACCAGCCUGGUUCCUUAGAAGGGUUCAGUGCCGUACUGCAGCUAUUGAUGGAAGAAGCGCAGUGAUUUACUUUCUUCUUGGAAAAGACAAGGUAUCAGCUCUUCAAUGAAACUCUUAGGAUCUAUUUGUCUUAUGGUUCUGAUAUUUGGAGCAGGCGUUGAAAUGAAGAACCAAGACUGUAAACACCCCAGCAGGCAAACUGCAAACGUUGCUCUUCAUCCCACACCCGCUCAAUCAGUACAGGUCCUGUAUUGCCAACACUCAUGCUUUUUACUUCACCUUUUUCAAGAUCUUUGACUCAUCUUGUUGCUUCUGAUUCUGAUACUCAUCAGAAUCAAACAAAGUACGAAGAUCUCAUUGACCAGCAAACUUAUUUGUAAUGACGUAAGGAUACAAACUGGAAAUACAGCAAGAUAAGAAAAAUAAACAUUCAUUCAUUUUCUAUCCUCACUAGGGUGGCAGGGGUAUGCUGGAGCCUAUCCCAGCUGACUUUGGACGAGAGACAUGUCAAAACAAAUAUCAAAUAUAUGUAUUAAAUAAAAAUCAAAUGAUUCCCUUUAUCUUGAUAUCAUUGUUUUAGCAAAGUCAAGUUAGUGGUCAGUGCAGAAACUACUAACCUUUGACUUUGAUUUAUUCCCUGAGGAAACAAACACACAGAUAUUUGUACAAAUAAACACAGAAGAAUAUCAACAGCAUCACGCUAGUAACGAUCCAGUACUGAUACUACCCUUGAUAUCAACACUGUGUAAUUGCUGUGAUCCGCCUGCCGCAGAUACCUUCUAUGCAGCAUCCAAGUGCCUUCCUGUCAGUACAGGACUGGUCUGUGGGGUCUCCAACAAACGGGCAUUCAAUGGGAGGAGGAGGAAGAUGUGAAUGUAAAAUGCACACAUGAAUAAAAUGAUUCGUGUUUUUAUGC
Messenger RNA from Dunckerocampus dactyliophorus (ringed pipefish), 4662 nucleotides. RefSeq names its product bifunctional 3'-phosphoadenosine 5'-phosphosulfate synthase 2-like. The record is from RefSeq and is a predicted model, not a curated record. The coding region runs from base 705 to 2549 and encodes 614 amino acids. Lineage: Eukaryota; Metazoa; Chordata; Actinopteri; Syngnathiformes; Syngnathidae. The transcript is spliced from 12 exons. Gene Ontology annotation, molecular function: adenylylsulfate kinase activity; ATP binding; sulfate adenylyltransferase (ATP) activity. Gene Ontology annotation, biological process: sulfate assimilation; 3'-phosphoadenosine 5'-phosphosulfate biosynthetic process.